Messenger RNA from Podospora anserina S mat+, 3432 nucleotides. RefSeq lists its product as uncharacterized. Gene Ontology annotation, cellular component: proteasome regulatory particle, base subcomplex; cytosol; nucleus. The annotation marks the transcript as partial. Gene Ontology annotation, biological process: proteasome-mediated ubiquitin-dependent protein catabolic process. The record is from RefSeq and is a predicted model, not a curated record. Lineage: Eukaryota; Fungi; Ascomycota; Sordariomycetes; Sordariales; Podosporaceae. The transcript is spliced from 2 exons. Gene Ontology annotation, molecular function: polyubiquitin modification-dependent protein binding.
AUGCAAUCAGGGCUUUCUGAAGUUUCAAACAGCGAGACUCACAAACCCACCGACUCUACCCCGUCCACCGCCUCCCAACAUGGCAUACGUCGCCCCAGCUCUCAGCCUCGGCCAGGCAGCCAGUCCCCGCGCCGUGCUCGGAGCCCCUCUCCGGGUGCGCGGGGCAGCGAGCUUGACGUCAGCGAGCUCGACCACAAGCUGGACCGACUGAACGUCGCUGGUGUUGAAGUCGAUGUUGAUACUGCUCCAAGCUAUGAGCUGGUCGCCGGCCAGCGCAUCUCGGAAUAUGAAAAUGCAUCAUCAGUGAUGCUCUCGAACCGUCAGAGUCCUCGCCCGGCUUCCGACUCGAAGCCCACCAGCAAUGGCGUGCCCUUCAAGAGUGCCCAGCUGACUGACUUUCCCAAUGAACUCCUGACCCAAGUCCUCUCCCACCUCCAUCCCGACUCGCACGGCGCUGUGGCUUUAGUGUCGAAGCGGUUUUAUGCGCUUGUUACGACCCCUUAUGCCUGGCGGACUGCCUUCCUGCGAUACUUCCCUGGGCGUGAUGCCUUGGCAGAAUCGAAGAAGUCUGGUCAAAAGGAACAGGAGGGCGAAUCUCACCAUGAUGUCAUCAGGUCCGAGGUUCGAUUCUUCACUCGGCUGACCACGUCUGCCUCGUGGCGCAGCGAGUACUUGUUGCGCACUCGUCUGCUCAGGAGCGUGGUUCGUGGAAAGCCGGGUAGUGGUGGUGUUGGGACGUCUACGAAAGCCAGCCAGAAGAAGUCCGGUGCUGUGUUGACGUACAAUUCGAAACUGCCGUGGAUGAUAUCGACCGUUCAUGCCAACUUCACUGGUGGCAGGCAAGGACCCAAGGUCAUUCAUGGCUCUCGCGACCUCGGUAUCGCCACGGCCAGCGAUCCGACUACGGGUCGACUGGACAAGGUCGGGCUCGACGACCCCUUUUCGUUUCAGCAGUUGGAUGAGGUUUUCCCCGACCUUGACUUUUGGGGUCUGGAUGACGGCCUGGCUGCGGUUCCAAAUGUUUUGGAUGUGAGCCAGCAGUAUGGAUUGGUUGGUGGAGAAGGCUUUCCUGGUGGCCGGGUGUACUUCAAGGGUGCUGGAGACUUGCGUGGCAAGUAUCUGGGCCAGGACGAUGUCAUUAUUGACAUGGAACCCGAGAUUCCCAAGAUCCCGGAGCUCAUGGAGGCCGUCUCUGCUGUUUGGAUCGCCAAGACGCCCAACCCCAUGCAGGUGACAAACUCCAUGGUUGGCAUCAUGACUGGUUCUACGCUCGGUGUUGUAACUGCUUACACACUGGGCAUUGACUCAACUGGGCCUCGGUUUUCCAAGGGCGACAUGACCGCUCGCUGGGUUCUCUGCCCAGGUGUUCCCGUUGUCGACAUCAAGGUGGAUGAUAACUACAGCUUGAAGCGCAAAGCUCUGGGUCGAGUUUGGGCCGUUGCUUUGAACGCGUUGGGUGAGGUAUUCUACCUUCGGGAUGUUCCCACGCCGCCCCUGGUCAAAGGCAAACUCGAACAGAUGGUCAGGCACGCCUGGUACUCUGGUCGGACUGCCUACUGGGAACUCAUCGAGGCCACUCGCCGUACGGCUAGACCUGAUGAGUUUGAUAGGAAUGUCGUCCGUGGCUCUUACUCACCCCGAUCACCUUGCAAUUCUAUGAGAUUGAACAAAGACCAGAUCAUUGCUGAGUCCAAGGAAAUCGAAAAGUUCUUUCGGUACAAGCCUGAACAUUGGCGGAAGGCGUGCCUCGGCUGGGACAUGCUGCGCAAGCUCGAGGUCGACUUUGCUGGGGGGGAUGAAAACAGAGCUGGGGAAGGCAUUUAUGUGGUCACCAUGGGUCAUGGCAGGGGCGAACAGGCAUCUGUCCUCAGGCUUGUCCGGGCAGAGAGUCGGCCUCUGGUGACUACGCCUUCAGGACCGACGACACCCCUGGCUCAGCCUUUUCAUUCGUCCAUUUUCGGUGAUCAGGUGGUUCCGAAUGGACCGGGCAAAACACCAGUCGGCUCUGGUCUGAACACUCCUCGAACCGAGGAGAAUGCCGCAAAACCGGACUCUGAGGAAUGGAAGCUCACCGAGUUCACUUUCAAGAGCAAUGCCAGUACCGAGAUUACGGCGAGCUCCAUGGACCUGUCCACCUUUGCGGUCAUGGCGCCUUUCGAAGAUCCUCUGCAUUCUGGCUCGCAGCUCGCUGACCCUCCUGGCACGCCUACUUCUGGGCAUGCUUCUGGUGAGAUUCCGGGCCGCCGCGCGCGCUUGUUGGCCAUUGGCACCAGCACCGGGUCGAUUGUGCUGUGGAAUGCGCGAGACGCGUCCCCCGUGGUGAAGCCGGUGAGAGUCAUUCAGACCGACUCGCCUGAGAUCUCCAGUCUGGGUGUGUCGGCGUUGUAUGUAGUUCACGGAGGUAGUGACGGGCUCGUGCAAGCAUGGGACCCUCUGGCCUCGACGCUUGAGCCCAUAAGAACGCUCAACGCCAGACCCUCGGGACGCAUUCCACGCCACAUUCUCCAAUCGAACCCUGCUCUCCAGCACGCCAACUUCUACAAGGUCGGUGCCAUUUUUUUGGACCCUGACCCGACGGCCUUGCGUGGUGUCCUUGCGUUUGGUACAUUUCUGCGAUACUGGACCUACAGCUCUACCAACCAAGUCACUGGACGCAAGCGUCGCCCUCGUCACAAUGAUGUUCACGGGCGGCUGGCUGGUCGCCGUGAUGGUGCCGGUGUUGACUCGUACAUUGCGGCUGAAGCGGCAGAGAUGCGCAGGGAGCAGGAACACCGCUCCAAGGAACUCGACCGUCUCCGCAAGCGGUUUGGUGUCGGUCUUGCUGAGCUCACCGAGGAGGAAGCGCUGCAGUAUGCCCAGAUGAUCUCGGAAGAGUCGCUUCUUUUGGAUGAACAGCGCCGCUUCAGUGCAAGUGACACGGCCAGUGGAUCGAAUGCCGAUUUGGGGUCGUUGGAUGGGAGCAGCAGUGGCAGCAGUAGCAGCAGCACUGCUGAGACCAUCACCCCUGAACCGAGCAUUUCCAAUGGUGGUGUUGCCACUGCCGCGUGGGCGAGUUCUUCCUCUGUGGUUUUGGCUCCUUUGCCAGAGGAGACGACGGAGGACGAUUUCGAGGCGCAGAUGCAGAGGGCGAUUAGGUUGUCGCUUUUGGAGAACGGGGGGGGUUCUUCGGGGCAGGUGACUGAUUGCUAUUCUCCGGUUGGGCAGAAUCAGAGUGAGGAGGAUCUGGAGAUGUAUCAAGAGUUUCAGGUGGUGGUUAAGAAACCUAAUGGGAGGGGGAAGAAGGAUAAGGGGAAGGGGGCUACGAAUGGGGGUGGGGGUGGUGGGAGUGGAUCGAAUGCGAUGGUGGAUAAGAUGUAUGGGUAUAAUGGGGUUAGUGGGGUCAACAGUGUUGUUGACUUGGGCGGUGGUGGUGGUGACGGGGAGAUGGAUGAU